Molecule: messenger RNA, 2052 nt
Organism: Lolium perenne
Lineage: Eukaryota; Viridiplantae; Streptophyta; Magnoliopsida; Poales; Poaceae
Product: xyloglucan galactosyltransferase KATAMARI1 homolog
Molecular function (GO): glycosyltransferase activity
Source: RefSeq, a predicted model, not a curated record
UAGUAGUAUUUUAUAUUUCUGCAGCGUUUGCUUCUUUUUAGUGCAAAAGUCCGCGUGUUAGUGGUUCAAGAUGUGCAGCAGCAUAUGACUGAGCCUAGCUAACUAGGCACACUCCUGGCCGAAUCUCCGAUGAAGUCUACCACCACUUUUGCGGCAGAGAUCCAGCAGGAUCCAGUGGACGCCGCGGACAAGCCUGACGGCGGCGCGCCCCGGCGGUCUCUGGUAUGCCAUCUCGCCAUUCUCGCCGCCACCUUCUCCGCGUUGGUAUUCUACGCGCACUACGCCGUACAGGGAAACAUGGCGUCCGUCAUCGUGUCAUCCCUUCCGUUGCUGUCCAGCAUCACCGUGGACCAAAAUCCCGGGUCGGCCGAGCUGCCGGUGGCGCUGGAUGGGGAGCGCGCACCGCUCACUCCUCGGGCGACGGUGCUCGAGGCCAACCGAAGCACGAUCAGGGCGCCGGCGCCGGCGAACCGUUGCGACGGCCGGUACAUCUACAUGUACGACAUGCCGGCGCGCUUCAACGAGGACCUUGUCCGGGACUGCGGCAAUCUCCACCCGUGGCUGGACAUGUGCCCGUACGUGGCCAACGACGGCAUUGGGAUGCCGCUGGGCGACGAGGGGGGCGUCUUCUCCGGGCGCGGCUGGUACUCCACCGACCAGUUCAUGCUGGACCUCAUCUUGCACAGCCGGAUGAAGCGCUACGAGUGCCUGACGAACGACUCCUCCCUCGCCGCAGCCGUGUUCGUCCCGUUCUACGCCGGCCUUGAAUCCGGGAGGUUCCUCUACAACCACAGCACCUCCGUGCGGGACGCGCUCCAGCUGGACGCGAUCGAUUGGCUGGUGCGUCGCCCCGAGUGGGCCGCCAUGGGAGGCCGCGACCACUUCUUGGUGGCUGGCCGCACCACGUGGGACUUCCGGCGGAAGGCCGACGUCGACGAGCUGUGGGGCACCAAGCUGCUCAGGUACCCGGCCGUGGAGAACAUGACGGUGCUCGUCCUAGAGACGUCCCCGUGGAACCAGACCAACCUGGCCAUACCGUACCCGACGUACUUCCACCCGGAGACCGCCGCCGACGUGUCGGCCUGGCAAGAAAAGGCGCGGAAGACGGAGCGGAGGUGGCUCUUCUCCUUCGCCGGCGCCCCGCGGCCGGGCAGCAACAAAACCGUCCGCGCGGAGAUCAUCCGACAGUGCCGCGCGUCGAGCGGCUGCAAGCUCUUCCACUGCGGCGGUGUCGUGGGCGGCGGUGGCGCGGCCGACUGCAACUCGCCAGCCGGCGUGAUGCGGGUCUUCGAGAGCUCGCAGUUCUGCCUCCAGCCGCGAGGGGACACGGCGACCCGGCGGUCAACGUUCGACGCCAUCGUCGCGGGCUGCAUCCCAGUCUUCUUCCACCCCGGGUCGGCGUACACCCAGUACACGCUGCACUUCCCGAGAGACCACGGCAGGUACUCGGUGCUCAUCCCGCAUGCCGGCCUGACGGCGCGGAACGUGAGCAUAGAGGAGACGCUGAGGAAGAUCUCGCCGGAGGAGGUGAGGAGGAUGCGGGAGGAGGCCAUCGGGCUCAUCCCGAGGGUGGUGUACGCGGACCCCAGAUCGCGGCGGGUGGGCUUCAAGGACGCGUUCGAUGUCGCGGUGGAGGCCGUCAUUGAUCGGGUGGCGAAGCGUCGGCGCGGCGAGGGGGCCGACGUCGUCCGGGACGGGGAGCGGGAGCACUGACACCUGUGCACGCCGGGGCACGGUCCGCACGUUGUUGGGUCGGUCUGAAUCAAGCCAAACAGUCCCAAAAUGUGCGCGUGACGGGGUGACUUCACCUGUUUCGUGGCUUGAAUUCCGGAUCGGGUCGCUACUGGUUAAUUUGCACAUCGGCCGUGUAAACAGGUACGCUUUCUCGCGCAUGCGACAGACGAUAGUGUACAGAUGUGUAUUGUACUGGUGUACUGCACGCCUGGAAAGAUGCAUCUAUUGGGGAUAUAUACCUUUGGAAAAUAAUUUUAAUUUUGGGAAUUGAAAAGGACGACUUGUAUUGUGGGAUAUGAAUCAUCAACUAAAAUUUUU